AUGGAUACUCGGUUGUCAGUCAUUGACCAUGUUACCUCCAUUCAUCAACAGGGUCCCUACUGGAGUAUCAAGGUUCGUGCUAUUGCUGUGUGGAGAGUUCCAUUUGACCAUGUUACACUAAGACCCUCCUGCAUGGACAUGAUUCUGGUGGACAGAUUUGGGACCAAGAUACAGGGUUCUGUGUGCAGGAGGCACCCUCCUAUUCGUGCCAUGCAGACUGGCAGAGUGUACCAGAUCUCUAACUUUAAGGUUGUUCUGAAUGAUGAUAUUCGACUAACGCCACAUCAAUUCAGAUUGAUCUUCCAUGCAUGCACCAUCAUUGCUGAAAGUUUUGAUGUUCGCAUUCCUCGAAAUGGCUGGUCCCUUUGCAACACUCAGAUAAUUCGCAACAGGAGUGAUGAGUUCACCCACCUGAUUGAUUGUUUGGGAGUUAUGUUGGCUGCCUCUCAGGAAAAGAUAUUUAUAAAAGAUGGUCAGCUCACUAAGAUGUUAUAUGUUGAUCUGCAAGAUACAAGGGGAAAUAUCAGAUGUAUGGUGAUUGGGAGUCUGGUCAACAUUGUUGCUGAGUACUUGGCUUCCAACUGGACUAUGAGGCCUGUAAUUGUAUUACAGUUUGUUAAGGUGAAGAGCUUCAGAGACAAAUUCCUUAUUGAGGGUACCCCUGUUGCGUCAAAAGUCCUCUUCAACCCAGAUAUUGAAGAAGCUAUUGAGUUAACUCAAAGAAUGGAUGCUCUUGGUUUUAAUUACCAUGGUCCUGUUGGUUUUAUUCGAUCUGAUCAACCUAAUCUGAGUCUUAGGGAUGAUAUGCUGAAUACUCACCCUAGGAAAACUUUAACUCAGCUGCUGGACAACAAAGAGGGAGGGAUAUUCAUAGUUCACGCUGGAAUAGUUGGAGUCCUUAAGGAUGGACCGUGGUUUUACCCCUCAUGCAGAUGUUUUAGUGAGCUUAGAGUCAAUGGUGUUAAAUAUGAUUGUCUUAAGUGUGGACGCACCAUUGAUAAAAUGAUUAACAGGUUUCGGUUCAAGGUUGAAGUUUAUGACGGUGUUGACAGCGCUGUUUUUGUUCUCCAUGAUCCUGAGGCAGAGUUGAUUGCUGGUUUUUCCUGUGAAGAAUUGAUGAAUUCAUUUGAACUUGAGAAGAAAGUGAUUCCGGAAGGAGAAUAUCCUGAUGACAUUGAAGACCAUAUAGCUGGGUUAGAGAUGCUUUUUAAGGUCCACAAAAAAGUUGGGAGGCUGUAUGGCAAGGAAGGUUGCUUUGAGAUUUUGAGGAUUUGCACUGACCUGGACAUCAUUGCAAUGUUCCAUGACCAUGAUGCCAUAGUUACCCCGGAUAAGGCAAAGUUCAUGCCAUCUUUUACUAAGAUGGGAAGUGCUGAGGGGAGUUGCUUGACCUUGAGUGACAAGGGUCAUGCAUUAUCUGAAUCUCACACUAUUGAAAGAGGUGAUCGUCGCCUGCGAAGGAAGCUGUUCAUAGAUUUUGAGUCAGAAGAUGAGGAUGUUGUUGCUGCGGAUUUUGUUGCUGCUGAGAUGGAUGGAAAGAAACAUAUUGCUGAUAGUGAGAUUGAUCUAAAUAAUGAUCCAAAACCACCAAUUGCUGAAAUUGAAACUAAAGAUGAUGGUGAGAACAAAUCUUUAGAUGCAGAUGGAGGCAGAGAUUUAUCCAGUGAUGGUUCUCCUAUUUCUGAUGAGUUUGAAGUUCCUAAAUCUGGAGUCGCUUAUGCUGAAGGUGAUGCUGCGAAAGAGAUGAUUGAUUUCAUAUUUGAUGAUGAUGACCUUACUGGCAUAGUGUCUGAUGAGGAAAGCAUGGAAGACAGCGAUUCUUCUGAAGGAGAAGACAUGUCUGAUAACUUAGAUGAAUGUGGCCUUAAAUAUAAGGUCAAGAUUGAACCUGUUGAUGAUGACAAGGAUAAACUGUUGAAGAAAGUUGCUGAGGAUGAUUAUGUGAUUGUGAUAUCAGAUGAUGAUGAGAAGGGUGCUGAUGAGGUGAUUGUAAUCUCAGAUGAUGAUGAGAUUGCUCCUUGA
Messenger RNA from Lotus japonicus, 2022 nucleotides. RefSeq lists its product as uncharacterized. The record is from RefSeq and is a predicted model, not a curated record. The transcript has 10 exons. Lineage: Eukaryota; Viridiplantae; Streptophyta; Magnoliopsida; Fabales; Fabaceae. The coding region runs from base 1 to 2022 and encodes 673 amino acids.